GGUGGCUACAGUGAAAACAAAAAUCGAGUAAAGAGGGACAUUCUGGUAACUGUGGCGCAAGCCCUGUGUCAGUGUGUUGCUUUGUUCGUGCUUUCCCUGUCCUUUUCCUUCUGUAGCUGAUGAAGGAAGAGGGCAUUUAAUGUUAGAGGGAGGCGUAACGCUUAGGCGAUGCGAGAACCUGGCAUUGAUGUAUGUCCCUCCUCCGCGCUUUCUUGCUCUCGAAAACGGCGAGAAGCAUCCCUUGCAUGUGUCUUCUCGUCUGUAUUUUUUUUCCAUAUUCACAUUAACAAUCCCACCGUUCACUAUUCUCCCUCAAUCUCUGCCUCUUCCUCUCUCUCUCUCUCUCUCUCUCUAUUUCUAUUUCUGGCCGAGGGUCGAUCGAUCACCCUUGGGUGGGUGGGAAGAGAGGGGAGCUGCAUUUUGCUGCCAUGGCAUUGAUCUUCUUCUUCAUUUCAUUCAGCAUUUGAGAUACGAGACACUGUAAUAAAGUUCUUUGCAUUUCAUUCUUAUUGAUUUUCUAGAUUAUUGGGCUUUUCCCUGUUUCUUUGGGGGGGGGGAGACCAGAUGAAGGAAGGGAACAACCGGAACGUGGAGAAGCUGGUGUGGGAUCAGAUGGCGAAGGGAAGCGCCAGGGCAAACGGAGGUGGGGCUGUAAUGGGCAGCGCCAGCAGGAACCUUACCCGCCUCAUGACCUAUGCCAUCCUCUGCUUCGCCAUCACCUAUCUCAUCUACUCCCUUAACCUCCUUCUCGCCGCUCGCUCCUGUCCUCCCCUCCCUCCUCCCUGCGACGCCACCUGCCCCAAUUCCUCCCUUUCUGCCGCCACCGCCACCACCAUUACCAGCAGGAUCGCCGUCGCCCAGGGGUUGGGGAACCAAACUAGCGUCGCCCGAGCCGCAGCGGACAGGUCGAGGGCGCCCGAGAACAAGGCGAUGCCGGAGGAAGGAAGAGGGACGGACCUGAAGCACAUUGUGUUCGGGAUCGCGGCUUCGUCGAGCUUGUGGGAGAAGAGGAAGGAGUACAUCAAGCUGUGGUGGAGGCCCGGGCAGAUGAGGGGGACGGUUUGGCUGGACAAGCAGGUGGGGCGGCGGCGGGGGGAGGGGCUGCCGCCCGUGAGGAUCUCCGGCGAUACCUCCCGCUUCAAGUAUACGAACAGGCAGGGCCACCGGUCGGCGAUCCGGAUAUCGCGGAUCGUUUCGGAGACGGUGAGGCUGGGGCUGCGGGACGUGCACUGGUUCGUGAUGGGCGACGACGACACCGUGUUCGUGCCGGAGAACCUGGUGCGGGUGCUCUCCCGGUACGACCACCGGCAGUUCUACUACAUCGGCGCCCCGUCGGAGAGCCACCUCCAGAACAUCUAUUUCUCCUACAGUAUGGCCUACGGCGGCGGGGGUUUCGCCAUCAGCUACCCGCUGGCGCGCGCGCUCGAGCGGAUGCAGGACCGGUGCAUUCAGAGGUAUCCUGGCCUCUACGGCAGCGACGACCGGAUGCAAGCAUGCAUGGCGGAGCUCGGCGUCCCUCUCACGAAGGAGCCUGGAUUCCACCAGUACGACGUCUACGGCAGCCUCUUCGGCCUUCUCGCCGCCCACCCUGUGGCGCCGCUCGUCUCCCUCCACCACCUGGACGUCGUGGAGCCCAUCUUUCCCAACGUGUCGAGGGUGGCAGCGCUCCGCCGGCUGCUCGAGCCCAUGCGCCUCGACUCCGCGUCCCUGAUGCAGCAGUCCGUCUGCUACGACCAGAAGCGCGAGUGGACGGUCUCCGUCUCGUGGGGGUACGCGGUGCAGAUCUUCAGGGGGAUUUUCUCCCCCAGAGAGAUAGAGAUGCCUUCCAGGACGUUCCUCAAUUGGUACCGGCGCGCGGACUACACGGCCUACGCGUUCAACACCCGGCCGGUGAGCCGGCACCCCUGCCAGAAGCCAUUCGUCUUCUACUACGAGAAAGGGAGGCUCGACAGGAAGGCGGGCGUGACGGUCAGCCGGUACGGGAAGUUCCGCGUCCCGGCACCGAGCUGCCGGUGGAAGAUACCGUCUCCGGGGAUUGUACAGGCCGUGGAGGUCUCCAAGAGACCGGACCCACUGCUGUGGAGCAAGUCGCCGAGAAGGAACUGCUGCCGGAUUCUGCCGUCGGCGAAGAACGAGAGCGUCUCCAUCGAGGUUGGUGCAUGCCGAGAGGGGGAGCUCAUUGUAACUUGAGACUCGUCGCAGGGCCGGCGCGGCUGGGGUUUCGCGUGCCUACCCAUUUGUCUCACAGCUCCAUCUCGUCCCCUUUUUCCCUUCCCUCCUGUUACGGUAGGAAAAAAGAUGGAGUCCGGGAGAUACAAAAGAAAUGGUCACGGGCGCGGUGUAUAGAAAUUGUAGGUUAAAUUUUUACCGUCACCCUUUAUUUCUUUCGCUUCCAUUGUAGUUCUUUUUUUUUUUCACAGCUUCUUCAUGGCUGUUGGCAGUUGUCACCUCGCCCAUCUCCUUUACAGUAAUUAAACUAAGAUAAAAUUGGCAAAGAAAAAGACAUGCUUUCGCUUCCACGACCA
Nymphaea colorata (pocket water lily) is the source of this 2525-nucleotide messenger RNA. RefSeq lists its product as uncharacterized. The record is from RefSeq and is a predicted model, not a curated record. Gene Ontology annotation, molecular function: acetylglucosaminyltransferase activity. The transcript has 2 exons. The coding region runs from base 565 to 2190 and encodes 541 amino acids. Lineage: Eukaryota; Viridiplantae; Streptophyta; Magnoliopsida; Nymphaeales; Nymphaeaceae.